Vicugna pacos (alpaca) is the source of this 2452-nucleotide messenger RNA. The record is from RefSeq and is a predicted model, not a curated record. NCBI's taxonomy places the organism in Eukaryota, Metazoa, Chordata, Mammalia, Artiodactyla, Camelidae.
UGGCAGAGCCAGUAUUUGAAGCCAGGUGAUUGGGCUCCAAUCUCCAGGGAACUGCUGUGCUACCUUGCUGCACAGGGCAGAAGAAUUAGAGGUGAUGUGAGCGCCGUGCUCUCUGGACCUGGAACUUAAAUACGGAUUGAUAUCAUUUUGAAGAAAACUGCUUAAUAUUUUAGAGUGAGGUGACUUUGUAAGUGAAAAUUUUCAAGAAGACUUUAUGUGAUUUUUUUUAAUCAACUUAGAUGUUUGGAAUUUGGAUUGCUGUACUCUUAUUCUUUGGCACAUCACCAGGAGAAGAAGUUUGCUAUGAAAGAGUGGGAUGCUUUACAGAUGGUUUACCAUGGACUGGGACUUUGUCAAGACAGUUGGCAGGUUUACCCUGGUCUCCAGAGGAGAUAAACACUCGCUUUCUGCUCUACACUAGACAUAAUCCCAAAGCUCAUCAGGAAAUCAGUGCAGUUAAUCACUUAACUAUCCAAGCCUCACAUUUCGGGACAGACAGGAUCACCCGUAUCAACAUACCCGGAUGGAAAACAGACGGCAAGUGGCAGCAAGACAUGUGCAAUGUACGAUGUGAAAGAACUCUUCUUUACACUAGUGUGUUGCUUAAAGUGGAAGAUGUGAACUGCAUUAAUUUAGACUGGAGUAACGGUUCACGGCAAUAUAUCCAUGCCAUAAACAAUCUCCGUGUUGUCGGUGCUGAGGUGGCUUAUUUUAUUGAUGUUCUCGUGAAAAAAUUUGAAUAUUCCCCUUCUAAAGUGCACUUGAUUGGCCACAGCCUGGGGGCUCAUCUGGCCGGAGAAGCUGGGUCAAGGACGCCAGGCCUUGGAAGGAUAACUGGAUUGGACCCGGCUGGCCCGUAUUUCCACAACACUCCACGUGAAGUCAGGCUGGACCCCUCAGAUGCCAACUUUGUUGAUGUCAUUCAUACAAAUGCAGUUCGCUUCCUCUUUGAGCUUGGUGCUGGAACUGUUAAUGCUUGCGGUCACCUUGACUUUUACCCAAAUGGAGGAAAGCACAUGCCAGGAUGUGAAGACUUAAUUACGCCUUUAUUUAAAUUUGAUCUCAAUGCUUACAAGGAAGAAGUGUCUUCCUUCUUUGAGUGCAACCAUGCCCGAAGUCAUCACUUUUAUACUGAAAGCAUUCUCAAUCCUGAUGCAUUUGUUGCUUAUCCUUGUAGGUCCUACAAAUCUUUUAACGCAGGAAAUUGCUUCCGUUGUCCCAAGGAAGGUUGCCCAACGAUGGGUCACUUUGCUGAUAGAUUUCACCUCAAAACUAUGAGGCCUAAUAGAGCAUAUUAUUUUUUAAACACAGGGACUUUUUCCCCAUUUGCCCGUUGGAGGCACAAACUGUCUGUCAAACUCGAUGGGAACAAUGUCACUCAAGGAAGUAUAUUUCUCCGUGUAGGUGGAACCACUGGGAAAACAGGGGAGUUUGAGGUUGCCAGUGGAACACUUAACCCAGGCAUGACUUACACAAAUUUAAUUGAUGCAGACAUUAACGUUGGAAACAUAACAAGUAUUCAGUUCAUUUGGAAGGAACAUUCAAUUUUACGUUCUCAGAAUAAGUUGGGAGCAGAAAUGGUGACAGAUAUAUCUGGAAAAUAUGCAUAUAAAUCUACCUUCUGUAGCCAGAACAUUAUGGGACCUGAUAUUGCUCAGAUCCUGAAACCAUGCUAAUCCCAGAUAUAAUCUUGAUGGAUUUAUUUAAUGGGAGCAAUGGGAAAAUUAAUCUCUUUCCAGCUGGUGUCCAGACCAAACUUGGCCCUUGUAAAUGAGAUAGAAAGGUACAGUUGCCUUUUUUCUUUAUAGAAUGUUUUUCUUAUAAACUUCUCUAUGUGCCUUAAAAACAGACUACGCCCUGGUGCAGAGUACAGUACAUGAUCUGUAGGAUUCUGGGUAUCAGUGACAAAACAGAGCUGGGUUGGAAUUCCCCUGAAUAAGAGGAACUGAUGCAAGUGUAGUGUCAACUCAUCAGUGAAAAUGAGCCUCUGUCUGGUUGAGUGUUUGAAGUACCUUUUAGAGUAUUUCCAGGUGGAUUAAUCAUUCUUCUAAAAUGACUUGAAGAAUAUUUACUAUGUUGUUGAGUCUUGCCAAGACAAGUUAUGUCUGUAGUUCAUAAUAUAUAGUAGAUUAUAACCCUGUGGGUUGAUAACAUCUAUCGAUUAAUAAUGAAAACUAAUGAGAGCACAUCAGUAUUUCCAGGGUGUCCCUUGGUCUUCGGGGGGUGUGUGAGGUAAGAGAGAUUUGAGAGCGUAUCUGUGAUGUGAGCAUCAGUUAGCAGUGGGCCCUAAGGAUCACCACCCACUUCUUCUAAAAGCCCCCUGCUGCAGGAGACUCACUUAUCUCCCUGGGCCCUGAAGGUCCUGUUGCAAAUUUGUAUUUAGCCUAAAGGCAGCAUUUCAUUUGUAAGCAUUUAACUCUGUCUUUAUAAUAACAAUAUUGUAAUAUUUAAA